Molecule: messenger RNA, 1205 nt
Organism: Rubroshorea leprosula
Lineage: Eukaryota; Viridiplantae; Streptophyta; Magnoliopsida; Malvales; Dipterocarpaceae
Source: the annotation of a GenBank genome assembly
AUCCCUUAUAGUGAGGUGUUGAAGUAAUUAGUUGAAGUGGUUUUGAUAAAGACAGUACAAGCAAAUCUUAUCCAACCACAUUAUCUUUAGUAUUAUGAUCCGCAAGCUAGAUGUGAAUAUCACAAGAUGCUUGAUGCUAAUGAAGCUAAGAGUGCUCCAAACAUCACUCAAAAUCCUUUAGCUCCAUAUGAUGCAGCUUUGACAAAUAUGGUCACCAUCGAGGAAGUUGAAAGGCCUAUGUUGGAGAAUGUCAGUUCUUGGUCUCUUGAGGAAUUGUUUGCUAUUUUGACAGGUGGUCGAGGCUAUGUGAAUCUUGAAGUGGAGGAGUUGAGAAGAGUUGUUUUGAAGUCAAAGGAUAUCAAAAUUGAAGAGAUGCUAGAGGAAUCAUCCAAGAAGCCAAUGUCAGAAAAGGAAGUGGCUGAAUUCUUGAACAUUUUGAGGAAGAAUGAGUAUAGGGCAAUUUUGGCUCUAGAUUACAUUAACUUCACUGAUGAAGAGAUUCUUGAUGAAGGAAAUGGGCAUACCAAAGCUCUUCAUGUUUCCAUCUCGUGUAAGAUGAUGAAUAUGCCUCAUGUCUUGAUUGACAAUGGGUCAGCUUUGAAUGUGAUUCCUAUGACUGUUUUAAAGCAAUUGAAAGUUGAUGAGUUUCACAUUAAUCAUUGUAAUACUGUGAUUUGUGCCUUUGAUGGAAUAGAGAAAGUUGUGAUUAGAAAGAUUGAGCUUUCAAUGGAAAUUGGUCCUAUGACUUUUAACGUGGAUUUCUUUGUUAUGGAUAUUGCUCUUGCUUUUAAUAUGCUUCUUGGAAGGCUUUGGAUACAUGUUGCGGGGCCAGUACCAUUGACUUUGCAUCAUAAAGUCAAGUACAUUGUCAAUGGUGUUCUCGUUACAAUGAAUGUUGGGAAAAGGUUUGGGAUUCUUGAACCUAUUGAGAUAAUUCAAACUCAAGGAACUUUUGGUUUGGGAUACAAACCGAAGAAAGAAGACUGGCAAAGGAUUCGUAUUGUUAAAGCUAAGAAACACCUUGCUAGAAUUCAAGAGAAAGACCCACAAGAUGAACCAAUGUGGGUACCGCACAUCAGAGUCACAUUCUCAUGACCUACUAAGAUUUUGAACCCUUUUCUUGAUGAAUAUAUGGUGAAGUGUAUAAAUGUUUUAUAUGUGGAUCCAAAAGGUAUUGUUUUCUCCAAUAAAUUGCUUAAAGUGGG